UAAAUUGAAAAGAAUAAUACAUCACAACAAGAUGUUUCUUUAACAACAUAAUUGUAAAAUAUAAGAGAAAAAAACCAAUGUAAGUUACAUUCAUUGUAUGUGUAAAACAAUUAAAAGGUUAUGUCAAAAUGCAUAAUGAAAAACAAUGUAACGAAUUCUGGCAGGAAUCUUCGAAAUCAUGUAAAAGUAUGUUUUUAUAUAUUAAUACAUAAAGUAAGUUAAUACUUAAAAUAGACGUAAAAUGUUUGUAUACCGAAUUCAUAAUGAUAAUACAGUGAAUUCAAAGAUUUUUCGCAUCAAAAACUGUUCGUGUGUGCAGCGUCCGCCAUUUUGCUUCCCUUACAUCUGACAUGUCUUUCUAAUGUUAUUAUCGAUGAAUGCUGAAAUUUGUGCGUGAAUCUUCGAUCUUAUUGAAGUAUAUUUUGCAAGAAAAAGGUCGAAUUGUUCCUGAUUGGACAACAACCUCCAUUACUGUUGAGAGUAACAUCCAUUAUCCCAACCUCGGUUAAACUAAAUGAAACGAGUCCAUAAAGGGAAUUUCGUGAGCGUAUUUGUGAAUAGUUUAUCUUUGUUAAGGAGUGCAAAUACGCGACAAGACUCAUCUGAUAAAUUUUUCUAACUGUAUUGUCAAAACUUGAUUGCAAUAUUUUGCUGAGUGUCUUAUUGUCUAUAUAAGGAGUGUACAUAACCAAACAGUGUUGAUAUCCAACAUCAUGUACUCAUGUCAACAUUGGAGAUAAAGUGCUUAAUAAUAUGGCUUUGUCUUGUCCAAGAUUAUCAGAACUCUUAGAAUCAAUAUCCAAUAAUUUGAUGUUCUAUGCGAUACAAUCGCUCAAAGAUGUGUAGAAUAUGUUAUAUGUGAAUUGCUAUGCGAGGCAAGGAUUGUUUUUAUCCUGAUCUAGCCAUGGACUAAGUUCACGCUUACUGCUUGAACCAGGAGAGUGUAGUAAUUAUCUUGUAUGCAUUAUGUACAGCAAUACAAAUCUAAACUUAGAGUGAUAAAUAGCUUUAAUUGAUCUAUAUAUUAUUGACUGCUAAAGUAUUAUUUGCACUUUUAGGGCAUAGAAUAAAUUUUAUUGUCAUUUAAAUAUACAAAGUUUUUGUAAGGAUCAACUACAAAAUUUGAUACUAAGUAAUAAGUAAAUAAUUUUAAUCUUUUUAUUAAAACAUACUCCAUGACAAAACAAAGUUUUGUACAUAAAAAGAUGUAAAUAAGAUAGCUGGGUGUGUAUCAAUGUUAAUAAUAUAAAUAGUGCUCAUGACUAUUUUAUAAUUUAUUAUACUUUUUAAAAAGAAAAUUCAUUUUGUUAGUUAUCUUAAUGGACAUAUAAACACUGAUGUGUCCGAGGCAAAUACAAAAACUAAACUGUGAUAUAAUACAAUAAAAAUAACUUUUUAUUUUUUUAUUCUCAGUAUUAUGAAUUAAAAAAUAUCACUGUAUGGACUUGGAUCUAGGCAUAUGGCGUGAACUAAGUUUUAUCUAGAUAGGAAGUUGAUUUGGAGAGUUUGAGAAUGCAGGUGGAACAGGAUACAAGGAAAGCGAUAAUCAAUGAAGGUCUCUAUGUCCGAAAACUCAAACAUGGACAGUAAAUUGAAGUUUUCGGAUCGCUUGAAGGCUUUGUUGAAAACUGAAGCUCGUCAAGAUGUCGAUCCAUACAUUUUUUGUGAGCCAGAACCAUUUACUACUACAGCAAGAAAAAAUGUUACAGUAGUUUCAUCCAAAAAUUCUAAAGUAAUGCAAAAUUGUAAAAAUAGUAAACCUAAAGGAAAAUGUAUUAAGCAAAGAAUAAGGAUAACAUCUAUACCAGAUGGGGAAUACAAACCUGUACAAGAUCAUGCUGUAGAGUUAGAUAUUGACAAUAGUGUCGGUGGUGGUGGCAGUGGUAGUGGUGACGGUGAAAAUAUAGAUUAUAAAUUUGCAAAAGCACUUCAUCAUAAACAACGUCACAUUGAAAAUUUACAAAGAUUAAGAUGUAGAAGGCAAAGGCGGGACCAUACUCUAUUGUAUUAUCCUAGAGCUGGAGAUGAAAUAUCAGAUAGCGAUUCAAGUGGAGAUGAAAUGACAAUUUAUCAACAUUAUUGGUUCUCUGGAGAAAUCAGUUCAACAUUAAAUCGUUCGGCACGUCUUUCUCAAUUACGCUCUCAAUUGAGAAGGCGAUUAAUUCAGUUACAUAAAAGUGGAACAGACUCUGAAGCCUUAUUACGUGAUAGAGCUAGAUGUUUGUUGGAAGCUGCCUAUAAAGAUCCUGCGUCUACAGCAAGAGCUUUAAGCAGUUCUCCAAGUACGAGUAAAGUGGUGGAUGGGCCACUUUUAGUUGGUGGACUUUGCGGAGCUGAAGGAUGUCAACAAAUAUCUUUGCCCUGCACUCGUCAUUGUUCUCGUCACAUUAUGUUGAACGGAGAUCAACUUUUGUUUGAACAUUGCACUGCCAAAUUUAGUGAUAAUACACAGUGUUGUAUUCCUGUGUUUGAUGUUGCACAUGAAUUACCUCUUUGUCCAGAGCAUGCUAGGAAAAGGGAUAACUAUCAUCGUAAAGCUCAAGAGUCUAAACCAAAGAAAGCUCGUAAAAAACCAACAUCCCCAACAAUUUCCAGGCCUAAACCAAAAUCUAGGCCAAAGAAACGGAAACGGCCUCCUACAAAUAAACUUGAGAAUAAAGGUCCUACAUUGGUACACGAGGAGAGUCAAUAUUUGAAUCAAAUAAACUCUAGUGAAAAUCAGACAAAAACUUUAAACAAUUUAAAUACCAUAGCACAAGGAAGUUCAAAUACUUCUAAUUUAAAUUUAGGACUAGGCCUUGGCCUUGGUGGAGGAGGGCUUAAAGUAGAUCUGGGAGAUCAUGAAGUGUUUCCUUCUUUGGAUUCUGCAGAGCAUGAUUUUGGCAAUGUGCUCAAUAAUUUACCUCCUGAUGCUUUUAAUGAUUUGUUCAUUGAGGGUAGAAAUGGGGAGUAUGAACCAUCGAGAGAAGAGGAGGAAGAAUUGGAACGAGCGUUGGAGGCAGUGGAUAAGGACGUACGAAAUUUGGAAAGGAUGGGGCAAACACAUGGACUUUUAGAGCCAGCCUUAUUGGCUCAACUUAUGUCAGAUAUUGCAUCGUAGCCCCGCCUAUUUUAAUAAUAUAUUAAUUUGGAAAAAACGAAUUCGCGUGUGUUCCUUAUAAUAUAGAAAAAGAAAUACUGUUUGUGUCUGUGCUGCUAAGUGUAAGAGUUGUGUUACUGACUUUCGUUAGAUAACUAUACAAAUCCAAGAUGAUGGCAGGGAUUGACAUAUAAACCGAAUGUUGAAAGAAAUAGUAACUACUAUUAAUUUAGUAUAAACUUCAUUGGUACAAUAUCAUACCGCAAUUAGAUUCAUAUAGAAAAAAAAAAAAAUCGUAUUUCU
Messenger RNA from Osmia lignaria (orchard mason bee), 3382 nucleotides. Its product is annotated as zf-C3Hc3H domain-containing lethal (3) L1231. NCBI's taxonomy places the organism in Eukaryota, Metazoa, Arthropoda, Insecta, Hymenoptera, Megachilidae. The record is from RefSeq and is a predicted model, not a curated record. Gene Ontology annotation, cellular component: nucleus.